Messenger RNA from Ahaetulla prasina, 8390 nucleotides. It is a transcript of the gene FBXL19, whose product is annotated as F-box and leucine rich repeat protein 19. Gene Ontology annotation, molecular function: DNA binding; zinc ion binding; protein binding. Gene Ontology annotation, biological process: protein demethylation; regulation of transcription by RNA polymerase II. The transcript is spliced from 13 exons. The record is from RefSeq and is a predicted model, not a curated record. Bases 1529 to 3793 code for a protein of 754 amino acids. Lineage: Eukaryota; Metazoa; Chordata; Lepidosauria; Squamata; Colubridae.
AUCAGCCCCGCGCGCGGCUAGCGUUCCCCUUUUGGGCUUCCUGGGGCCGCCAUGAUGGUUUUGUGUGUAUGUAUGUGUGUGUGUAUGCGCGAGGAUGUGUGUGUGAGAGGUGUGCAUCAGUAUGCGCGAAUGAGUGAGUGAAUGCGAAAGAGGAGGAAGGAAGGGGAAGAGAAUGAGAGAGACGGGAGAAGGGGGCCCCGCCAGGACCGUGGAGCCUCGCUCUCUCCUCUUGGAGGAGUUGUGGCGGGGUCUGAAGCCCACUCCCCGAUUUGCCAACCUGGAGGGGGGAGGGUGGGUUUAAAACCCUCCCUUAUGUGGGGGGAGGAACAGCCGGGCAGCGCAGAGCCCCCUUGAGGGAAGGAGCGGGGGGGGGCACCAGCGUCUCUCUCUCUCUCUCUUAGGAGGGGAGGGGGGAGAGCUGAGAGAGCCCCCAACCCAAUCCCGCAAGGUGAACAGACCGCCUCCCCAAAAAAUACCCCCCUGGCAAUUGCUUUGGAGUGGGGGGGAGGACCCGCGGUGCCAGUUUGUGGUGGUGGUGGGGGGCUCUUUCUGUAGGAGGAGGACCAGCCAUGCCCUAGAUGAGCCCUUAAUUGAAAAGGAGGGGACGGGCUGUGAGCUGAUCAUUGGGGAGGGGGCACAGCUCCAGAAACCCCCCACCCACCCCCUCUCCCCUUCCUGCUGCAAAGUGAAGGGAGAUGUAGUUGGAGGAAGGAGAAGAAGCCAGAAAGGGCAGAGCCCCUUCCUCCUCCUCCUCCUCCUCUUCUUCUUCCACCUCCAGCAAGAGCGAGGGGAGUGGUCUUGCCUGCAUUUGAAAAGGGGAGGGUGGGUGUUCAGGCAACUGAGGAAAAUCUCAGUGGUGGGCAGAAGAGGAGGAGGAGUCAAGAGGAAGCCAGGAGGGCUGGGGUGGGGGGGGACUGGAGGGUGCACCCGCCUAGGGAAUGCCAACGCUCUUAGCUCAAAUUAGGGGUGCAGGAGGUGUCCCCCCCCCAGAGGUGUUUGUGUGUGGCCCAGUGUGUGAGCUUCCUCUCUUGAUUACUGCACGGAGGGGAGAGAGAAGAGGGGGGUGAGAACUCUUCUCACAUAUCAUUCCCUUGUUUUCUCCCAAGGGCAAAGUAGGAAAUAGUGGAGGAUUGAACUGGAGAGGGGGAGAGGUGUGUGUGUGUGAGUGUGUGUGAGUGUGUGUGUGUGUGCAGGGUAGGGGGGUGGGGAACCGCUGCUAUGAAUUUGUAAUAGCCUCUUUGGGGAGAUUGGCCCGCCCCUCUUCCCCUUUUUCCACCCCACUCCUCAUUUUUGCUGGAGGGGGGGUGACUCGGAGCUGCACGCACACAGAUCCUUCAGCAACUGGCUGGAUCUUCUCUCUGUGUCUUCUUCCCCCCCCCCCCCACUUCCCACCAUGACAACAAAUCCAGCAUUAGAAUCGCCAUCCACCCCAUGGCCACACAGCAGGCUGCUGAUGGACGGGGAAGAGUCUUUGGUGCCUAGAUGCGCUUCCCAAAGCCCAGAGAGUAGCUGAAGCGGGACAUAGCCAAUGUCGUCCAGCAAAGGGGCAGGGGCUGGAGCUCGCCGGCGGCGGACGCGGUGCCGGAAGUGUAAAGCGUGCCUGCGAUCAGAGUGUGGGGAGUGCCAUUUCUGUAAGGACAUGAAGAAGUUUGGGGGUCCUGGACGCAUGAAGCAGUCCUGCCUGCAGAGGCAGUGCACAGCGCCAGUUCUACCUCACACAGCCGUGUGCCUGGUCUGUGGGGAGGCCGGGAAAGAGGACACAGUAGAGGGUGAAGAGGAGAAGUUCAAUCUGUCACUCAUGGAGUGUACCAUUUGCAACGAGAUUGUGCAUCCAGGCUGCUUGAAGAUGGGAAUCGCUGAAGGGGUCAUCAACAACGAAAUUCCAAACUGCUGGGAAUGCCCCAAGUGCAAGAGGGAAGGCAAAUCAAUGAAAGAUUCGGGGGAUGGUACAGGGAAGCGGCGUUCGGACAAUGGUGAGGAAGGGGUCCGGUGGAAGCUGACUGAUGAGCCUGCUCAGAACAAGAAGAAGUUGCCGCCAGCACCGCCUUUGCCCCCGCCACCCUCUGAGGAGAAUCCAGUCCAGACGGGUGCUCACAAGCGCAAAAAGGAGCUUCCAGCCCCCGAGACGGGACCCAAGAAGAAGUUGAAAGGUACUCGGGAAAAACAUUUGAAAAAGGGCGCCGAGCAACCACUUGACGGAAACAAAUUGGAUUCCAUGCAGACGUGGAGCCGCAUGGGCGGUGGUGACUUCGAGGUGAAGGGGGCCAUUUCCCACCCAUCCAUUCACCUGAGCCAGAUCACAGCCAGUGACUUAGAGAAACCAAAGGGACCACCGGGGCCUUUGGAGCCCUCUGCCCAGACAGACAAGUCCCAUCAGCGGGAGAAGUUGGAGCGCUUCAAGCAGAUGUGUCAGAUGUUGGAGCGGGUGAAGAACAGCUCCAGUUCCAGUUCCAGUUCGGACUCUGAUUCUGACACGGAUUCACGGGGCUCCGAUGGUUCUAGUGGAGGAGUGUCGAGCCGAACCAACUCCCCAACCACCCGUUCGCAGCGCUUGGCUGCCCUGGGCUUCAGUGCCAGUGAGGAAGAGGAGGACGAAGAGGAGGACGAGGAGGAGGGUGGGCGGCGCAAUGGCGGCUCGGAGACAACACGUAACGGGAAGCAGCCCAAAGCUCGGGGGAACUCUCAGGAGAAGGAGAACAAUCAUCGCCCGUCCAGCAGGGGGAGCGAACGGGCCAAGCAGCAGGCAGGAGGCCGGAAAGCCGGCCGGCCUGCUGGACAGACAGGGCUCCGCAUGGUAGCUCGGACUCAGUUUCUGAACUGGCCUUUGGUGCCAUCCCCUCCCAAGCCCCUGCUGCAGCUGGAGAGGCACGUGAUCCGGCCUCCUCCAGACAGCCCUGAACCUGAUUCCCUGCCCUUGGACAGCGGCUCUGACCAUAUCGUGCAGCGGGACAUUUGGUUGGCUGUCUUCCAGUACCUCAGCUAUCGGGAGCUAUGCAUUUGCAUGAGGGUGUGCCGAACAUGGAGCCGUUGGUGCUGUGACAAGCGGCUUUGGACGUACAUUGACUUGAGCCAUCGGAAAUCUAUCACUCCCUCCAUGUUGAGUGGAAUCAUCCGAAGACAGCCAGCCAGUCUUGAUCUGAGCUGGACCAACAUCUCCAAGAAGCAGCUCAUGUGGCUCCUGAACAGGUUGCAAGGCCUUAAGGAGCUCAUCCUAACGGGCUGCUCUUGGUGCUCCGUGUCGGCCCUCGGCACCGCCAACUUCCCCUCCCUACAGCUCCUAGAUUUGCGUUGGAUUGAGGAUGUCAAGGAUUCUCACCUCCGUGAGCUGCUCUUGCCCGCCACAGAUGCCAAGCCUGGCCAGACAGACAGCCGGGGCCGGCUCCAGAAUGUCUCUGAACUACGGCUCUCCGGACUGGACAUCACAGACGCAUCUCUGCGCUUGGUAAUCCGGCACACCCCUCAGCUUGCCAAACUGGACCUGAGCCACUGCAACCAUGUAGGUGACCAGUCUGUUAACCUGCUGACCGCUGCUAAUUCUCCACUCCGAGAGACCCUCACUGAACUCAACCUCACCGGAUGUAACCGGCUGACGGAUCAGUGUCUGCCCCUUUUCCGCCGCUGUCCACGCCUCUCCCGUAUCGACCUGCGUUCCUGUCACCACAUCACGAUGGAGGCCUGUGCCCGAUUUGCCGAGGACUCGGUCUCCAACAGUGGCGCCGUGCCCCCUGCCCCUGGCACAUCCUCACCUCCUUUUCGUUGCCCCGAGGAGAAAUUGCUGCUGAAGGACAGCUAAUACUCGCCCUGGGGUGGAGGCGCAGAAAGACUCAACUUCACCAAUCCGACCGUCGGACACGGACUCUGAGAGAAUCUUUUUACUUAAAGCCAUGCACUGAACCAGAGUGGCAUCUCCACCCCCUUACUUGUGCAGCAAAGAAGGAGCGGGGAGGGGGAGUCGUGCCCCCUUCCCCGGGCCUGGCCCACUGAGGGCCGGGUGGCCUUUUGCUCCAUCCACUUGUUCCUGGACAGCCGCAGAGUAAGUGGGGGUCCGAGGUAGCCUUGUCGCUUUACAAUGCUGGGGAAAUGCAUAUUCCUCCCACCAUGCACUGCGUCAUCCCCCUCUCUCCCCCUCCCCGAUCUCCAAAUAUCCUUCCAUGCCGCCAUUGGUAUACCCUGCUAUCUCGGGGCGGCAGGGGAGAGUGGGAGUUGAAAUUCAGCCUUGAAAUGCUGGUUCGGGAGGAAGGCAGCUUCUUUGAUGGGGUCGGAUAUAUUACUUUUUUCCAGGCCCCUUCCUCGCCCAAUGCAAAUGUGCACUCCAACCUCAUUGGUCCUCCCCCGCCCCCCCUCCCACAUGCUGCCUUGAUUAUUUUUAAAGAGUGCGUGCGUGUGUGUGCGUGCUUGUCAGCCUGCCCACCCGGUUCCUUUUCCUCUCUUCCCCAGUUGUGCAUCUGCAGUGUGGUUUUCCAAGGGGGCCAAACAAGAACCAGGCAGCUGAUUUCCGGAUUCCUUGGCCCUGUCUUUUCCCACUGUGUACCUGCCGGGGCUCCUUCCUGCCUCUACCACUGUCUCUUUCCCAAAGCACUGGAUGGUUUCGGGAGCCGGCACAUCCAUUUGAUCUGCUUCCUGCAUCGGUGCCCUUUGUACCCUUAAUUCUCUCCUCGCUCAUCAAUCGGACGCCAGAAAACAUCUCGAUAGGUAUCCUUCCCUUUAGAUCCUCUUCUCCGUGCUCUCCCUCCCAGCCGAUCCCAUUAUGCAGCUGAGGCCUCCUGGGGAUGCAGCCCUGCCAAAGGUUGACAUCCCCCACCCACCACUCUGGUGCCUCACUGGAUGGCCACACCGUGAAACACACGUGUUGCGUUCCCUACGCACAGUGUACCUGCUGCUGUCUUGUUUACGCAUUAAACCUACAUAUGCAUGCACUCGCAAGCCACCCAUGAAGAUGGAAUCCCUCGCCAAGCUUUAGGCCUCUCCGCCUUUGCCAAGUUAACUUUCAGCACACACGCAUGCACACGCACACACACGUACGUCAGUGUGUGCCUUCACUGCUUCUGUCCAGUGUGGACUGCAGGUGGGGAAAUAAGAGUUUUGCUCACAGAGCAGAGAGGCGAGGCAGAAUGCUUUGUCUAAAAGGAAGGAGUAAACUAGCGUGCGUGAAAGGGAGGCGCUAAGCCUCCUGUCUCGUUUGGGCAUGUGUUGGGAUCCUUCUUGGCGGAAAGGCCUUAAAAAUCCACUCUUCCCUUUCCUCCAAGCCCCCUCAGCCCUUGGGCAAUCUGUCUUCUCAGCAGAGUGUUUCUCAACCAUUAGGAUGUGCGGGAUUUCAACUCCCAGAAUUCCCCAGCCGGCAUGAAUUCUGGGAAUUGGAAUCUGUACGUCUUAAAAGUUUCCGAGGUUGAAAAACACAAGUCUACAGUAUUGUUUCAGGCCCCUGGGCUGUUCCCGGAGGAAAUUCCUUCCCAGGAUGUUUUCAUCCUACCAUGGCAAGCUGGAUGGAUCCUGCAGCUCUUGUUAUUCCACCUUCUGUGGAACUCCUUUUCUACAAGGCUUCCCAGCACUUCUCCCCAGGAAUGUCUUUCCUUCCUUCCUUCCUUCCCGUUUCUCCUCUCUUCGAAAUCUUCCUUUUGGACUCUGGACAGAAAAGUCCUCGCAGCUUCUUCCCCUUCCGAUCUUCCCCUUCCUUAGUUUUUAUUCUUUUGGACCAUAAGCUUUAAUAACCACUUUGGGGACAGGGGGAGCAGUGGGGGUGGGGGGAGGUCUGCCUGCAUUCCUUACCCACAGUGCCAACUAUUGUUGAGCAGGAGUCGGCUGGGCCUUCUCUUAAUUCCGGCCGCUCUCUCUCUACGGCCUCCAAAUCUCAAACUUGAACCCCCUGUCCAGCUGUUCAGGUGUGCCCGUGUGUGUGUGUGUGUGUGUGUGUGCGUGCGCGCGCGCUUGGGAUGUGGGAUGUAUGCAUGUGGGAUCCCCCCCCCUUUUCUCUAUUUUCUUUCAAAGGUGGGGGGAGAGAAAUACUGUAGAAAAGAAAAAUGGUGCAAAUCGAAUGUCCUGGACCGACGCAGGGCCUGCUCUCGGUCGUUUUUGCUCCUUCUGCUUGGAGGCGGGGAGCACGUUGCUCAAUGCUGCUCUCUCCGUCCCUUUGGCCAGGUUCGUCUUUUUGGGGGUCAGGUGGGGACUCAUUCUUUCUAAAAGGUGUCCAAUUCUGUCCAUUUCGCUUUCACUCUUUCAUUUCUCCUCUCCCAUUUCUGUCUUUCCUACCAUCCUGUUUUAUUUUAUUGUAUUUUAUUGCUGUCCUUUUGUCUUUCUAGAAACGGUCUGGACUGGAUUGGGGAAGUGCAGUGAAAGAAAUUGUUCAUCCAGUCCAGAAACCUUCCUUUCUCGGGUAGAAUGGGGUUUGUUUUUUUCCAAAAAGCCCUUCUUUUCUCCCUCUUCUAUUCCCCCCUUUUCCUCUCUUUCUCUCUCUCUCUCUUUGUCCUCCCUCACCCUUCCCGCCAUCCUUCUCACCCUGUGCUUCAUCUGGAUUUUCAGAUGGCAUCAGACACGCACUGCCUUUCUGUGCGCGUUGUGGAGCGGAGGAUGGCACAAGACUGAUUUACAAUUUGGUCACGUAUCUUCUUUUUUUUCCUUUUAAUAUAUACUUGAACGUUCAUUUAUUACUAAAGCAUUACUUGAAAAAAAAACGCAGCGAUAGCUUGUGGAAUCGGAGGCGAGGUUUUCGGUGUUGGGUUGUGUUUUUUUUUUAUUAUUAUUUUUACGGUUCUGUUGGGUGCUUUUUUUAUUGUUUUUAAGAAAAUUGGUUUUGUUGUUUCCUUUUUUUAUUUUUUAUUUUCAUUUGUCUGAUUCAACAAGAGUCCUUCCCUCUCACUCCAUUAACCAAAGAGGGCCAAGGUAUCUUAAUUUUUUUUUUCUCUCCUCCAACUCCUUUUCUGGAGGAUUUCUUUGGUUGUUGUUUUUUUCCCUUCUGCCUAGGAGUAUUCUCUCCUUGACUCACAACUCUUACAGAGCAAGUAUUAAACUAUUUUGAGGAGUGGAGGCGUUGGGGCUAGGUUUGGGUGGAAAUAUUGUAUAUUUGAGGGAGGGUGUCAGUGGGUCUUUUCCAGAUCUUAUGGCACAGCAUAAAUAUGUACUGUAUAGCCUGUCCUCAAUUUAGUGGUCCUGCCCACGUCUCAUUCCCACACUCCAUGGUGCAAACAAGGAAACUGGAUUUCAUUCCACACAACCAGCCUCCUCGUUGGUUUGGGGCCUCCACUCUUCAUUUCUCCUUUAUGUAAAAGGAGAUGUAUACACUUGAGAGGGAAGAGCCAUCUAAAUCCAGAUAUUUGGGGCGAGGGGGGGGCUGCCAUGGUGACCCUCCUGUCUUCUACUUCUCCUCCUCAGAAGAGAGUGGCAGCAGCCAAGGGAAGUGCUCUUUUCAAGCAUAUCUUUUGAGGUUUGUUUUAAUUUUUUUAACCAUUGUUUUUGUUUUUAAUGGAUGUUUUAACUCUUGAAAAAAAAGAAAAGAAAAAUACCUCAGGUUUUAAAAAGAAAUGGUGAAGAGUGAGAAGGAAAACGUGGGAAUGCCAUCCCUGGGUUGCAUUACUCUUCUAGGGCAAGGCUGGGCAGUUAAUGACCCUUUUUCCGCCCAUUAACUUCAAUUUCCAGAAUUCCUGAGCCAGCCACAUUGACUUGAGGAAUUCUGGGAGUUGAAGUCCCACGGGUUGUAAAGGGGGCCAUCAUGGGCCACUCCUGCUCUAGAUUGCUGCUUUAGGGACUGCACAUGUUGGGCGGGAAGCCCACUGGAUCAGCGUGGAGAGGCCUCCAUGGCUCAGUGCUGGGUAGAGAUGAUGGACACAAGUAAUCGCUCUCCCUUCCAUUGCCCUAACCCUCACCUCAGUUUUCCUCACCCAUUAUCACUCCAAAGACAGGCGCUUGCAUCAGGGUGCAGCCCGUCUCUCAAUCCCAAUGGAAAAGGAACAUGGAGAAACAUGUCCGGUGUCUCCCCUACCCCACCAGAUGUAGCUUCAGAAAGUAUUCCAAGACUCCCAUCAACCUUGAACCUCAGAUGUGUUGGAGUCUACAUCCUGGUGUUUUCAACCAGCCUGUUUGUUGGCUGCAAGUGGUAGAUGUUGUGGUCCACCAUCCCUUAGAGAAGAUCGAGUUGGGUAAGGCCGAGCUACUCCAUAGGAUUCCCUGACCUACAGAAACACACGCACAAAAACACCCACGCAUCCCCCUCAACUCAGUGGACCAAAGCUCUAUUUCCACCACCACCACCAUCGUCCCCCACCGAUCAAUUGUUUAUCCUCCAGCUACAACUUUUAAUCUUCCAUAGACUCUUGUUGCUCCUCACCUAGAAAUUGAGACAAAGACUGCUGGGGAUGGGAAAGGAAGCAAGGGGGUGAAAUAAAAAUGUAAAAAUCCAA